This is a messenger RNA of Phacochoerus africanus (Common warthog), 3666 nucleotides long. RefSeq names its product NLR family pyrin domain containing 2 (gene NLRP2). The record is from RefSeq and is a predicted model, not a curated record. Gene Ontology annotation, molecular function: protein binding; ATP hydrolysis activity. Gene Ontology annotation, biological process: regulation of inflammatory response. Gene Ontology annotation, cellular component: cytoplasm. Lineage: Eukaryota; Metazoa; Chordata; Mammalia; Artiodactyla; Suidae.
AUGCUGCCUUCUGCACAGCUGCAUUUCCACCUGCAGCCCCUUCUGGAACAGCUCGACCAGCAGGAGUUGAGCAAGUUCAAAUCUCUGCCGAAGGCCCUUUCCCUGCAAGAGGACUUACAGUGUGUCCCCCAGAUGGCGCUGGACGAGGCCAGUGGAGAAAUGCUCACCAAACACUGUCCCGGCUACUGGGUGGAGAUGGUCGCCACCCAGGUCUUUGACAAGACGGACGGGACGGAUCUGUCUGAGAGGCCAAGGGUGCGCUCGGGGGUGAGCAGAAUAGAGUCCACAGGGACGGAUCUGUCUGAGAGGCCAAGGGUGCGCUCGGGGGUGAGCAGAAUCAAGUCCGCACUGGGUCUCUGGGGAAAGAAGCAGGAGUCUCCGUGGUUUUCGAAGUGGUUGCUAAGGGGAAGGGGGAGGGAUGGACGGGGAGUGGGGGAAACAGCUUUGAAGUCACUGCAGGAAAAUAAGCCUCCAUCACGAGUGUCGAGCUUGCAAUUUUUCUUCUCCCAUUCGGACUCCACCCCGUCCCUGGGUUCCUUCCCAGGACUAAGUAACUUCAUCCACCUCGUCAUAAACCAGGGAAUUCCUCCUUGGGGAAAAGCCAUUGUCUGCAGGGAUUACACGGAUGCGGGAACCAAGUGUGAGAGCCUGGAAGACACCCGGCCGCAUCGAGAAGAAGAGGACGAGCCAAGCCGGUCUUGGAACGUCCCGGGUGGAGGAAACCAAAUGAAAUGGACCCCGCCGGGCCGCCCUCUCCACGCGCUCUCUCCAACCUCGUCCUCUCCGCUGUUCACAACCCCCGACCGGCUCCCAGAAAUUUUCAGAUGCUCCGGCACCUCUGACCGCAUCAGCGCACAGAUGAGGAGAGGAGACCUGGUCCAGGAGGGCGAUUUGCCUCGAGAGUCGCUGAGAAAUGCACUGAAGAAGAAGUCCUGGCAAAUCUGGCAGAAUUCACGGCCUGGUGCCAGUGAACACGUCCACAUUUUCACACGGAGAUAUGAGGCCCCGGUCCCAUUCUGCAAUCCUCAAGUGCCCACAGGGCCGUUUCCUCACACUGUGGUCCUGCACGGUCCUGCUGGCGUCGGGAAAACCACAGUGGCAAAGAAGCUGAUGCUGGACUGGACCCAGAACGGCCUGGCCCAGGCCGUCCACUCCGCCUUCUAUCUCAGCUGCAAGGACCUCAGCCACAGGGGGAUGUGCACGUUUGCAGAGCUGAUCGCCGCGGCCGGGCCGGCUGCGCGGGAGGCCGUUCCGCAGCUCCCGGCCCUAGCCCAGGAGAUCCUGCUCGUCGUCGACGGCUUCGAGGAGCUGCGGGUACCCUCGGGGGCCCUCGUCCGUGACCUGUGUGGCGACUUGAAGCAGCCGAAGCCAGUGGCCGUCCUCCUGGGGAGUCUGCUGAGGAGGAAGAUGCUGCCCAGGGCCACGCUGGUGAUCACCACGCGCCCGGGGGCCCUGCGAGAGCUGCGGCUCCUGGCGGAACAGCCGCUCUUCGUGGAGAUCGAGGGCUUCCUGGAGCCCGACAAGAAGGCCUACUUCCUGGAGCACUUCGGGGAGGAGAGGCAGGCCCUGCGAGCUUUCGCCCUGAUGAAGGGCAACGCAGCGCUGUUCCGGCUGGGCUCGGCCCCCGCCGUGUGCCGGAUCGUCUGCACCUGUCUGAAGGCGCAGAUGGAGGGCGGCGAGGACCCCGCCUCGACCUGCCAGACCACCACGUCGCUGUUCCUGCGCUUCCUCUGCAGCCAGUUCGCCCCGGCUCCGGGCGCCUGCCCCCGUCCGCGCCUCCAGGCUGCGCUGAGGGCUGCGUGUCUCCUGGCCGCCGAGGGCGCGUGGACACAGACGUCUGUGUUCGACGGGGACGACCUCGGGAGGCUCGGGCUCACACCGUCGGCCCUCUGUCCUUUCCUGGACAAGCAGAUUCUCCAGAAGAGCGGCGACUGUGGGGGCUGCUACUCUUUCGUCCACCUCAGCGUCCAGCAGUUGCUCGCGGCCAUGGUCUACGUCCUGGAGACGGAGGAGGAGGAGGAGGCGGCGGCGGCGGGAGGCGAGGCAGGGAGCUGCACGUGGGACAUCGGGGACGUGCAGAAGCUGCUGUCCAAGGAGGAGAGACGAAAGAACCCCGACCUGACCCGCGUGGGGUCCUUCUUGUUCGGCCUCCUGAACGAAGAGAGAGCCCGGGAGCUGGAGACCACUUUCGGCUGCCGAGUGUCGGGGGCGGUCAGGCGGGAAUUACUCAAGUGCAGGUCCGAGUCCGAUGGGAACGGACCUUUCUCCUCGAUGAUGGACGCAAAGGAGAUGCUGCACUGGCUUCAUGAAUCGCAGGAGGAGCAGCUGGUGAAGGACGCCAUGGCCCACGUCCAGGAGAUUGCUGUUCACCUGACCAGUGCGUUUGAAAUGGGGGAGGCUUCCUUCUGCCUCAAGCACUGUCAGGACCUGCGGAAGAUUUCCCUGCAGGUCGGGAAGAGGAUAUUCCUGGAGAACGACUCCAUGCAGAAGUCAGGCACUCAAGCUGAGAGGUCCCUGAAUGACCCUUUGCUUCCUUUCUGGAUGGACCUUUGUUCCGUGUUUGACACAGACAGGAAUCUGCUCUUUUUGGACAUCAGUUAGAGCUUCCUCAGUUUCUCAGCAGUGAGGAUUCUUUGUGAAAAAGUAGCCUCUGCUACCUCGAGUCUCCAGAAGGUGAUCCUCAAAAACAUGUCCCCAGCGGAUGCCUAUCGGAACUUGUGCAUCGCUUUUGGGGGUCAGGAGACCCUGACACAUCUGACCCUUCAAGGCAAUGACCAGGAUGAUAUGCUCCCCCCACUGUGUGAGGUCUUGAGACACCCGAAAUGUAACCUGCAAUAUCUGAGGCUGGCAUCUUGUGCGGCCACCAGGCGGCAAUGGACUGAUCUCUCCUGCUGCCUCCACGUCAACCAGUCCCUCACACGCUUGAACCUCACAGCAAAUGAGGUCCUGGAUAAGGCGGCCAAGCAGCGGUACGUGACCCUGGGACACCCGAAGUGCUGCCUACAGAGGCUGUCGCUGGAAAACUGUCAACUGACAGAAGCCUCUUGCAAGGAGCUGUCUUCUGCUCUGACUGUCAACCAGCGGCUGACCCACCUGUGCUUGGCCAAAAACACUCUUGGAGAUCGUGGGGUAAAACUUCUGUGUGAGGGUCUGAGUUACCCCGAAUGUCAACUACAAACCCUGGUGCUAUGGUGUUGCAACAUAACUGGUGAUGGCUGCAGUCACCUUUCAACGCUUGUCCAACAAAAUUCAAACCUUACACACUUGGAUCUGGGACUGAAUCACAUAGGAAUUGUUGGACUGAAGUUCCUGUGUGAGGCUCUGAAGAAACUGCUGUGUAACCUAAGGAGUCUAUGGUGGUGGGGAUGUGCCCUCUCUCCAUUCUGUUGCGCAGACCUCUCAUCUGCCCUUAGAAGCAACCAGAACCUCAUGACUCUGGACCCGGGCCAGAAUUCCUUGGGGUAUAACGGGGUAAAGAUGCUAUGUGAUGCCUUGAAACAUCAGAGAUGCCCCCUGAAGACACUCAGAUUGAAGAUAGAUGAAUCUGAUGCUCAAGUCCAGAAGCUGCUGAAAGACACGAAGGAAAACAACCCACAACUGACUAUUGAGAGUGACCGCAGAAAUCCAAAAAAUAACAGACCUUCUUCUCAUGAUUUUAUUUUCUGA